This is a messenger RNA of Esox lucius (northern pike), 4553 nucleotides long. RefSeq names its product dynamin-1-like protein. The transcript has 18 exons. Bases 308 to 2317 code for a protein of 669 amino acids. NCBI's taxonomy places the organism in Eukaryota, Metazoa, Chordata, Actinopteri, Esociformes, Esocidae. The record is from RefSeq and is a predicted model, not a curated record. Gene Ontology annotation, molecular function: GTPase activity; GTP binding; microtubule binding. Gene Ontology annotation, biological process: mitochondrial fission. Gene Ontology annotation, cellular component: membrane; cytoplasm; microtubule.
UGUCAGAGGCGGUCAUAGGAUGUCUGAUUUCGAAGAGCAUCAGUCGCGUGGUAUUGUUACUUUGAAACGUCGAAUCUGUAGUGCGUUCAGGACUUCCGGUUUCAAUCGACCCAACACUAGCACUGUAAUUUUUUCCUAAAAUGACUCGAGGAACACCUCAUUUAUAAAUUAAAGCAACCAGCCUUUAGUCGUAAUAAAUAAUAAUGCUAAAAAUGGUAGAUUAGAUAUACAGAAGUUUAGUAACUCUGUAUGGAGUGAGAAACGGCUUGUCGGAUUUUCGUGUUCAUCUAUGCGUCCAGCCUAAGCGAUGGAAACUCUAAUUCCCGUCAUCAACCGCCUCCAGGAAGUGUUCCUGACAGUGGGAGCAGAGAUCAUACAGCUGCCUCAAAUAGUAGUGGUUGGGUCGCAGAGCAGCGGUAAGAGUUCUGUGUUGGAGAGCCUGGUUGGAAGGGAUUUUCUGCCUCGAGGAUCAGGAAUAGUCACCCGGAGACCCCUAGUGUUACAGCUGGUUAAUGUGCCCCCACUGUCUGAGAGGACUCAACAAGAAACUGGAAAUGGGGUAAAACAAAAAGCAAACACCUACCCAGGGAUCAAAGCUGAAGAAUGGGGCACAUUUCUUCACAGCAAGAACCAGAUUUUUACAGAUUUUCAGGAGAUUUGCAAGGAGAUCGAAGAGGAGACUGAACGUUCCUCUGGAGGCAACAAGGGAAUCAGUCCUGAACCCAUCUAUUUGAAGAUUUUCUCUCCUCAUGUCCUCAACCUCACCCUAGUUGACUUGCCAGGAAUAACCAAGGUUCCAGUUGGAGACCAACCAGAGGACAUAGAAGCUCAAGUCCAACAGAUGAUCCUAUCUUUUAUCUCCAACCCCAAUUCCCUCAUCCUCUCAGUGUCACCUGCCAACUCAGACUUGGCCACAUCUGAUGCCCUCAAACUGGCUCGUGAAGUCGACCCAGAUGGCCGCAGAACCCUGCUGGUGGUCAGUAAGCUGGACCUGAUGGACGCAGGAACAGAUGCCCUUGAGGUCUUGCUGGGUCGGGUGAUUCCAGUGCGGCUCGGAAUUGUGGGAGUGGUCAACAGGAGCCAGCAUGACAUCAACACCCAGAAGAGCAUCGAGGACACGGCACGGGACGAGCAGGCCUUCCUCCAGCGCCACUAUCCUUCACUGGCCUCCCGCUGUGGCUCCCGCUACCUGGCUCGCACCUUGAGCCGUCUACUCAUGCACCACAUCCGGGACUGCCUGCCAGAGCUGAAGUCCCGUGUGACGGUGCUGAGUGCCCAGUACCAGGCACGGCUCAGUAGCUAUGGCCAGCCUGUAGAAGACCACAGCGCCACCCUGCUGCAGAUUGUCACCAAGUUUGCCAGCGACUACUGCAACACCAUUGAGGGCACCGCCACACACAUCCAGACUUCUGAGCUCUGCGGGGGGGCUCGGAUCUGCUAUAUAUUCCAUGAGACCUUUGGCCGCACACUGCAGUCUAUCGAUCCCCUCGGGGGCUUGACCGAGCUCGACAUUCUCACUGCAAUCCGCAAUGCUACUGGUCCACGUCCAGCCCUUUUUGUGCCUGAGAUCUCAUUUGAGUUGCUAGUGAAGAGGCAGAUCAAGCGUCUGGAAGAACCCAGCCUGCGCUGUGUGGAGCUGGUCCAUGAGGAGCUACAGAGGAUCAUUCAGCACUGCUCUUCCUACAGCACACAGGAGCUCCUUCGGUUUCCCAAGCUGCAUGACUCUAUUGUCGAGGUAGUGACUAGUUUACUGCGGAAGCGUUUGCCUAUCACAAAUGAAAUGGUGCACAACUUGGUUCAAAUUGAGCUUGCUUACAUCAACACAAAGCACCCAGACUUCACUGAUGCGGCUCAGGUAUCAGCAUCUGUCAACAGUCAACAGCAAGAUGGAGUUAAACUCUGGAAGAACGAGAAAGUGGCGGAGGAGAAGGCGCCAGUGUCAGAUUUCAGUAGCCCUGUAAAGAGUCAAGCCAUCAACCUCCUAGACACAGCGACGCCGGUGUCCCGCAAGCUGAGUGCACGGGAGCAGAGAGACUGCGAGGUUAUCCAACGCCUUAUUAAAUGCUACUUCCUUAUUGUUCGGAAGAGCAUUCAGGACAGUGUGCCCAAGACGGUAAUGCACUUCCUGGUGAACUUUGUAAAGGAGCGUCUGCAGAGUGAGCUGGUAGGCCAGCUUUACAAACAGAACCUGUUGCAAGGUUUGCUCAUUGAGUCCCAGGACAUAGCACAACAGAGGACAGAGGUGGCCCAGAUGCUCGAGGCUCUCCAAAAAGCAAGCAACAUCAUCUCCGAGAUCAGGGAGACGCACCUGUGGUAGCCUAAUGCAACUGACUGUUCCCGACUGAUAUUAUGUAUACAAAAUAAUACAGAAUGUCAGUACUGAAUUGUAUGGCAAUACCACUGAGCUCACACUGACCUUAGCACAUCCAUCCAUCUUCUUUGUCUGUCCACUUGCCUCUUUGACUUUAGGAUUUGGACUAUUGCAUCUCAGUGUGAAUAUAGUGAUUGAGACUAACACUCUCCGGCAGGGCUGGUUCAUGAUUAUGUUGGCCAUAAUGUGAAAAACACCCAAAAGCAAAAUGCAACAAUUGUCAGUCUACACAUGUUAGGUUGUCUGGUUGUGGUUGUUAGUGUUUUUAUAAUGUGAAGUGUUAAGUUGUUUUAUUGGAUCUUUAUUGCGUCUGAUAGCACAGGUUGUGCUUGUACUGCUGAAUUUAUUCCAUUGAUUAGGUAUUCAUUCACAGCAGAGUGAAUUGAAACCUUGAUCCCAUGGUAACCAUGUUGCGGUUUCUGAAUAUGUGUGUACAGUAAAUAUUAUCAGUCAUUGUCAAUCUGUUGAGCUAUUUUAUCCUCGUUUUAGGUGACAUUCAGUACAGUGAAGAUAAAUUGGGGGGGAAGCCCAACUCGCGUUAACAGUGGUAUAUGAAUAUGAUCAUCAGGGAGACUGCAGAGAUUUGGUUUGUCUUGGUAUACAGUGUUUGAGUACAGUAGUUGUAGGCCAGAGUGGGCUUAUGUUAUUUAUGUGUCAUGUUUAAAUAUCAUUCCAUGUGUAUAAUUGCACUGUUCAAAUACAUACAGUAUGGAUUCCGUAACAAGGUGAAGUAAUACAUAACGUGAAUGCAGCAUUCCUUUUUCAUAUGAGGUUUCUAGUCAGGCUCUUUUGCAUGUUGUUGAACAACUGAGUAGCAGAUACAAUGGCUACAUUCAAAUCUUUCUUAAUUUACAUCAAAACCUUUUCAGAGUUGAUCUGGUUGGUCAAAAGGUGACCAACCAAAACGUGUAAAGGAAAAGAAAUCUAAAUUUGUCUGCCUGAAAAUGACUUGAAGUGUGUGUGUGAGUGUGUCUGUGUGUGUGUUUUUAUGUACACAUAUAUAGAGAGAUGGAUUAUAGCUAGCUUGUUAGGGGAUCAGAAUCUGACUUUCAUUGCCAAGUUAAGUUUCACAACAAACAAGGUAUGUGUUCUGGCCCAAUAGUGCAAAACAUAUAUACAAAAGAAAUUAACAGUACAUAUAAGGGCAGCGAACCCCGGUCUCCUGAGCAACAGGCGGGAAUAAUCCCAGUAAGAUAAUAUAUAGGUUUAAUAUAGUCUUACACUAAUUUGGUAUAGAAACCCAAAUUAAAAUAUAAAUUAUUUUACUGCAGUGGUUUAGGCCGAUUAAUGGUGGUGUUUGUUAUUCCUUUCACUCAAAACAUAUGUCGCAAGUAUAGGUGGCAAUAAUAAUGUGUACUUUUACAUUUUCACAGUUGCUUUAAAUGUCCAAAAUCAUAGUUUAGGAUAGCAUUCCAAAUUACUGUCUAAAAAUCACUGUUGAGGGCAAAUACAUGUGAUUUAACAGUUCAGACACAUGCUACUCUGUGAGCAAUUAGAUUCCAUGUAUCUUCUGCGUGUUCAGAUUGCGGAGAAAUACAAUCGGAUUCAAACUGAAUACGGGAAUAUAUAGGAUUUGAGUCACUUUAUACUGGCCUUGCAAACAAGGUUUUUAAGAGAACAGGCAGUUUCAGAAGAGGUACUCAAAGCCUAGUCUUUCGCAGAUGCAAUUACAGAGGAUGGUGUAUGCAUCUGUGAUUGUAUUCGAUGUAGAUCCCCAAAUAGAGUAUUCUAUUUUAACUGCAGCUCUUUGCUUAUUAUUCAUUGCUAAUAUCAUUGCGUGACAUAAUUGUCUUAACCACCUUUCAUCCAUUUAGAGAUUCAAAAAUGUCUCACAUUAUUUAUCUCUUAAGCAUAAAUCUGUUCCUUAAGCCAAAAGUCAAAGUUCCCAAAAGAUAAUGUUUAUUCCGAAAUCCUUGCCUUAAAGGGACAGCCAUCAAGCACCACCUAGCAAAAAACGUGACAGCGAAGUCUUUAGUCCGUCUGUCUGAAUGGUACUCUGUGUGUGCAUAUGUUCUGAUGUCUAAAUGUCUUUGUCUAAAUGAGUUUGAGUUUUAUUGUUUAACUUUGUUAAAUCUUUACAAACUGCCUGAAAGUGCUUGCCUGCCAAUAUUUGUGAUAUAUGUAAGUUGAUGGAAUGAUGCCUGUUUAGAUGGGAGGGAUUAAUUAAACCAUAACAACAACA